Trichoplax adhaerens is the source of this 609-nucleotide messenger RNA. RefSeq lists its product as uncharacterized. Gene Ontology annotation, molecular function: GTPase activity; GTP binding. Lineage: Eukaryota; Metazoa; Placozoa; Uniplacotomia; Trichoplacea; Trichoplacidae. Gene Ontology annotation, biological process: Golgi to plasma membrane protein transport; intracellular protein transport; protein localization to organelle. The transcript has 7 exons. The record is from RefSeq and is a predicted model, not a curated record. The coding region runs from base 1 to 609 and encodes 202 amino acids. Gene Ontology annotation, cellular component: Golgi apparatus.
AUGUAUACCUUACUCUAUGGAUUAUGGAAGUAUAUGUUUCAGAAAGAUGAAUACUACGUUCUUAUUCUUGGAUUAGAUAAUGCUGGUAAAACGACAUUUCUAGAAAGGACGAAAAGUAAAUUUUCUCGAAAUUAUCAAUCCUUAUCCGCGGAUAAGAUUUCACCGACCGUUGGACUAAAUAUCGGAAGAAUAGAUUUAGGAUCAAUUAGAUUACGCUUUUGGGAUCUUGGUGGCCAGAAGGACCUUUUAACUUUAUGGGACAAGUAUUACUCGGAAGCCCAUGCAGUCAUAUUUAUGAUUGAUUCAACGGAUAAAGAACGUUUGUCUAUGUCUAAAGAAGCAUUCGAUGAAAUGAUGGUACACCCAGCAUUAGAUCGUGUACCUCUACUUGUUUUAGCUAAUAAGCAGGAUUUAGAGUCCGCUAUGGCGUUGGAUGAAAUAAAAACCAUUUUUAAUGAGAGUUUACAAAAUCUUGGCAAGAGAGAUUUUAAGAUUCAGCCAAUUUCCGCUCUAAAAAGUCAAGGCAUUCAUGAGAGUAUCGACUGGCUAGUUUACUGUGCAAAGAAAAAUAGUGACAGGCCACCUAGCACUCGUGAAAUUACAUCAUAA